Messenger RNA from Dibothriocephalus latus, 411 nucleotides. NCBI's taxonomy places the organism in Eukaryota, Metazoa, Platyhelminthes, Cestoda, Diphyllobothriidea, Diphyllobothriidae. The record is from the annotation of a GenBank genome assembly.
AUGAAAGAACGCAUGACAGAACUGGUAGGUCAGGUGGAUAACCUGAAGGCUGAGUGCCUUGCGAAAGAAUCCGAGAAGACAGAUGUUCUGAUACAGCAGGCUGGCCUUCGCAACACUCUGACGGAGUAUGAAAGCCUCCAACAGAAUGUCAGCUUUGUUUUGACUCAGAAAGAUACUGUUCUGGUUGAGGCUAAGUUGACCGAAAUCUCGCUCCAAGCAAACUGGAGUUGGGAUGGCAGGACUCUCGAUGGGAAUGUGUACACACAGCGAGGGACUGAACAGAAACCCGCUGGCCUAAGUGAUAGCGCACGCAGUGUUAUUCAGCGCUGGCAGUCAUCUUCCGCGCUGGACACCUUCGCAGAAUUGGUGCUGGCCAAGGAAGGUCUUCAGUCCUCAACACACCAUGACUGA